Messenger RNA from Didymodactylos carnosus, 1257 nucleotides. Lineage: Eukaryota; Metazoa; Rotifera; Eurotatoria; Philodinida; Philodinidae. The record is from the annotation of a GenBank genome assembly.
AUGGAUUCAGAUAACCAUGUUCCCAUUUCACCACAUUUUACACGACAUAUAUUGGUAAAUUUAACAUUUUGUUUAACUAUAUUUGGUAUUUGUGGUAAUAUUAUAUCAAUUAUUAUUUUUUAUUCACCAAAAUUCCGUCGACAAAGUUCACAUUUAUAUUUAUCAACAUUAGCAAUAUCAGAUAUAUGUUUUUUAAUAAAUAAUUUAUUUGAAGAUACAUUUCGUAAUUAUGAUACUUUAUAUAAUUUACAUAUGGAUUUUCUUGAAAAUUCAUCAACAUUUGUAUGUAUUAUCGUUCAAUAUAUAAGAAAUAUUAGUCGAUUAACAUCAUCUUGGAUUCUUGUCUCAUUUACAAUUGAACGUUUAGUAGUUAUUUAUUAUCCAUUACAUCGAAAAUCUAUAUGUAGACGAAAAACGGCAAGAUAUAUACUUUUAAUUAUAUUUAUUAUAUCUAUUAUUUUAAACGUCAAUGUACCCUUCCAUUAUGGAUUAUUAUAUCCGGCGGCUAUAUGUGAUGUAUUACCAAAAUAUCGCUCAAUUUAUAUGCAUUUUGUUAUUGUGACAAUGAUAAGUGUUUAUUUAAUUCCAAUGUUCAUUAUUGGUAUUGGUAAUAUGCUUAUUAUGCACAAAAUUACUUUGAGAUCAAUGCACAAACAACUAGAAAGAAAUUCUAUCGAUUCACAUGUACAUGCACGAUUAUCAAUUCCUUCAGAUGGAUCAAUUAAUCCAGUUCAACAUAAUCAACAUGAUGGAUAUGAUCAAUUAUCCUUAGUCAUAUUACCAUUUCAAAAUAAUGAUAAAAAGGCAUUGACAAAACAGGUUUUUUGCUAUUACUAUUCUCAUUUGAGUUUGGUGCAGGAGGCUGAUGUUUUGGAUCCAAUUGAAAGAAAAGAAACUGAUUUUUCACAUGUAUUUUGGCAUACAAAGACACAACGACAGUAUAAUAUUCAAUUAAAGGGCGGUACACGACGUCGAAUAACGGUUACAUUAUUACUCGUUUCAUGUUCAUUUCUCGUACUCAAUACACCCUAUUGUAUAUUAUGGUUAUUAAAUUAUAUCAAUCGAUUUCAAAAUGAAGAUUUAAAACUGGUUAAACAAUCAACUGAAUUGUUAAUGCUGAGCAAUUUUUGUGUAAAUUUUUUUCUAUAUUGUUUGAGCGGUAAAUUAUUUCGUCUACAGUUAAAGUAUUUGUUCAAUCGUCUAUAUUCCAAUGAUAAACAAAACAAUUCGAUCAUGAAUCCAAAUGACAACCAUUAA